AUGGCUAGAAAGAGGACUAAAACUGCAACGGAGCCCCCAAAGGAGAUCAAAACGAGAGGCAAAUUCACCAGAGCCAACAAGUGUAUGAAAACGACUACUAAGAGAUUCCAUGAAUCUGGAAAACAUAAGAGUAAAAGAGAGGAGAAGGCUGCUUCAAAAUGCUCAGACGAGUCUCCUCCGUCUUCUCAAGUACAAAGGCCGAUAAAUACCAAAGACGGAGCUCAAGAAGUUGGACUCUCCGGAAAAAUGAAGUUGCAGCUCUUUCCUUUGGAUUCUCGUACCCGUGAAGGAUUAGAAAAGGACGGGUUUCACCCAUAUCUGGAGCUCACUCUUAGCUCAAGGAAGAAGGUUUCUUCUGUGCUUCAACACAUUCACGCUAAGUGGGGCAGCUCGGAGAUUGCUCGGGGAGAUCCCACGUUGUACCCAUAUGAUAAACCGGUACUCGCUUCUGGUGGUCACAAAUGGACAGCAAACAGCAAGAUCACCACAAACGAUGUCUACGUGGCCAUUGGAGCUCCUUCCCUUUUCCGCUUAAGGUAUGGAUGGUCCUCUGAGGCUUGUGAUAAAACAGAUGAACCGCCAUCUCCACCAACUCCGCGUAUCACUUGUUUUCCAAAUGAAGAGCCUCAAAACGUCAUUACUAACAAAACAGAGAUGUUUGGUUUAGAUAACCUGUCCUCUGAAAACGCACCUCCUGAUGGACCAGUCGAAUCAGCGGAGAAGAAGACAAACGAUGGAUCUGGCCCAACAUUUUUUUCAUGGGAUGAUGAUGGCUUAACGAGCUUAAGUAUUGGCGGCUUACUUUCAGAAGUAUCUUUGAAGGGAAGCUGCGGGAAUCAUUCUAAAAAUCCAAACUCAGGAGGGAACGCAAACGCAACUCUCUGGGAAGACAAUCUAACAAACAUAAGCAUUGGGGGUCUGUUUUCCGAGGCAUCUUUACAACACAGAUGCGGUAUUAACCGUGAGCAAGAGUCAACUCAUUGUAAUAAUAACGAUCAGCCAAAUGGAGGCUUACUUUCUCAAGCAUCAUCACUAGGAGAGGGGAGGAAAACAUGGGAGACAAGGAAAGCUGUCUCACAACAACAACCGUUACCUUUGAUCUCUGACUCAUCAUUAGAUGCUUUCUUCGUGAGCCAAACAGAACAGCCUCGAGCUCCUCCCGAGCUGUCACAUUCUUCGAUACUGGACGCAGAAGACACAUGCCAUGCAUUUUCAUUUCGGAAGCGUACUACAACCUCACAGAAGGUUCUUGAGCAGGUUAAACUUUUGCCAUGUUGUUUCAUUUCUCAGUACGCAUUUCUGAUUGGUUUAGAGUUUGCAACUCGGGAAUUUGAAUUUUGGCAGGUAAGUGAAGAAGCAGAAGAGAGAAAUGAAUCGAAACCCGCAAAAGGGUUGUUUGGUUCCACGGCGUUCAAUCAGGACAGCAGCCUUGGAUUUUCAGGAUUCAAGUGGGCUGACUCACGGGGACCAUUUGAUUUCGGUUUAUCCUCGUCAUCUCGAAAGUUUCCUAACGGAGACAGCGUAAGCUUCGGUGCUGUGGUAAAAGAUUUGCAGGAAAUGGAGCCUUUACAAGAGAAUGUAUUGCUUCCAAAGCAUUGA
This is a messenger RNA of Thlaspi arvense, 1599 nucleotides long. The record is from the annotation of a GenBank genome assembly. NCBI's taxonomy places the organism in Eukaryota, Viridiplantae, Streptophyta, Magnoliopsida, Brassicales, Brassicaceae.